This is a messenger RNA of Podospora pseudocomata, 1110 nucleotides long. RefSeq lists its product as uncharacterized. The coding region runs from base 1 to 1110 and encodes 369 amino acids. NCBI's taxonomy places the organism in Eukaryota, Fungi, Ascomycota, Sordariomycetes, Sordariales, Podosporaceae. The record is from RefSeq and is a predicted model, not a curated record. Gene Ontology annotation, molecular function: nitronate monooxygenase activity. The transcript has a single exon.
AUGGCCGCCUCAUCCAUCCGCAACUCACUCAAGAGCCACUACCCCUGGGCCGCCUUCCCAUUGAUCAUCUCGGCCCCCAUGCGUGUCAUGUCGGGCCCUGCUCUCGCCCUCGCCGUCUCUGAGGCUGGAGGUUUGGGGUUCAUCGGCCCGGGUAUCAAGCCCGAGUCCAUCCUGACUGAUCUGACCGAAGCCGCCUCGCUAUGUUCACAGCGGGCUUCUGACGCUACACGGCUCAGUGUCCAAGACGAGGGGGUUCUACCUGUUGGGAUUGGGUUCCAGCUGUGGAAUGGUGAUCUCGGUUCGGCGAAGGAGGCGGCGGAAAAGUUUAUCCCGGCGGCGAUUUGGCUUUUUGCGCCAAAGGAUGGGCAAAAGGAUGUUGACGACUGGACUGAGGGGUUGAGGGGGGUGACCAAGGGGAGGAGUCAGAUUUGGUUGCAGGUUGGGACUGUGGGUGAAGCGGUUGAGGCGGCAGAGUCGAAACGGGGGAGGCCAGAUGUGCUGGUUGUCCAAGGACAGGAAGCGGGUGGGCAUGGGAGGACGAGUGAUGGGGCUAGUUUGGGGACGUUGGUGCCUGAAAUCAAAGAUACACUGGAGGAAAGGGGUGCAGGUGACAUUCCACUGUUUGCGGCGGGAGGGAUUGCUGAUGGGAGGGGUGUGGCUGCGGCUCUGUGCCUGGGGGCAUCUGGAGUGGUCAUGGGGACAAGGUUUCUGUGUUCAAACGAGGCGAGAAUCAAAAAGGGUUACCAGGACGCUGUGCUUGAGGCUAAAGACGGCGGAAAGAAUACAGUUAGGACCCAUCUGUACAAUCACCUGAGGGGGACGUUUGGGUGGCCGGAAGAGAAGUGGGCGCCGAGGACAAUUGUCAACAGAAGUUGGGAGGAACACACUCAGGGUGGCAUUUCUUUUGAUCAGCUGAAGGAGAAACACGACCAGAGUGUGAAAGAAGACGGCGAUAAAGCCUGGGGAAGACAGACUGGCAGGACGGCAACAUAUGCUGGCAGUGGCGUUGGUUUGGUCAGAAGUGUUGACCCGGCAGGCGAAAUUGCCGAGAAGACCAGGGAAGAGGCAAAGAAGAUUUUGAGGGGCCUGCAGAGUGGGCUGCAAGUUUAG